This is a messenger RNA of Choloepus didactylus (southern two-toed sloth), 4351 nucleotides long. RefSeq names its product Rho GTPase activating protein 30 (gene ARHGAP30). Bases 277 to 3567 code for a protein of 1096 amino acids. The transcript has 12 exons. Gene Ontology annotation, biological process: small GTPase-mediated signal transduction. Gene Ontology annotation, molecular function: GTPase activator activity. Lineage: Eukaryota; Metazoa; Chordata; Mammalia; Pilosa; Megalonychidae. The record is from RefSeq and is a predicted model, not a curated record.
GGUGAGAAGAACGAGUGCCAGGCCAGGCCACGAGACACAGCUUCUUACCAGGGUCCUGGCAGCUUCCUCUUCCACAACCACUUCCGUGUGGCCGGGGCCCCAGAGGCAGGAGCUGCUGCCUGUUGCCCAGGCCACCCUCCACCCCCAGUUUGGAGCCCUGCCCCCGCCCCGGGGCCAGGCCAAGCCCAGAGGCCGGCUUGGGAUUCCAUGGGGGACUGGUAGGGCAAAGGUCUUGGGGGACAGAGGUGGCUGGGCCAGAGCCUUGGGGCUCCGGCCAUGAAGUCUCGGCAGAAAGGAAAGAAGAAGGGCAGCUCGAAGGAGCGAGUCUUUGGGUGCGACUUGCAGGAGCAUCUGCAGCACUCAUGCCAGGAGGUGCCCCAGGUGCUAAGGAGCUGUGCCGAGUUUGUGGAGGAGUAUGGAGUGGUGGACGGGAUCUACCGCCUCUCAGGGGUUUCUUCCAACAUCCAGAAGCUCCGGCAGGAGUUUGAGGCAGAACGGAAGCCAGACCUGCGUCGAGAUGUUUAUCUCCAGGACAUUCACUGCGUCUCCUCCCUGUGCAAGGCCUACUUCAGAGAACUGCCAGACCCUCUGCUCACUUACCGGCUCUAUGACAAGUUUGCUGAGGCUGUGGCAGUGCAGAUGGAGCCUGAGCGCUUGGUCAAGAUCCUAGACGUGCUUCGAGAGCUCCCUGUUCCAAACUAUAGGACCCUGGAGUUCCUCAUGCGGCACUUGGUGCACAUGGCCUCGUUCAGUGCCCAGACCAACAUGCAUGCCCGCAACCUGGCCAUUGUGUGGGCCCCCAACCUGCUGAGGUCCAAGGACAUAGAGGCCUCAGGCUUCAACGGGACAGCGGCCUUCAUGGAGGUGCGUGUGCAGUCCAUUGUCGUCGAGUUCAUCCUCAUGCACGUGGACCAGCUUUUUGGGGGUGCUGCCCUCUCCGCUGGUGAGGUGGAGGGUGGAUGGCGAUCGCUUCCAGGAGCCCGGGCAUCAGGUGGGCUUGAGGACCAUAUGCCCAGGUCCCUGCCCUACCACCUGCCCAGCAUCCUGCAAGCCGGCGACGGACCCCCGCAGAUUCGGCCCUACCACACUAUAAUUGAGAUUGCGGAGCACAAGCGGAAGGGGUCUUUGAAGGUCAGGAAGUGGAGAUCCAUCUUUAAUCUGGGGCGCUCUGGCCAUGAGACGAAGCGUAAACUUACACGGGGAGAGGACAAGUCUGAUAAGGGGACACUGAGGCCAGCCAAGAGCAUGGACUCACUGAGUGCUGCUGCUGGGGCCAGUGAUGAGCCAGAGGGGCUGGUAGGACCCAGCAGCUCCCAGCCAAACCCGCUGGGGUCUGAGAGCUUGGAGAAUGAUUCUGUGGAGGCAGCAGAGGGCGAGCAGGAGCCUGAAGUGGAGGCAUUGGGUGGCACAAACUCUGAGCCAGGCACACCACGAGCUGGGCGGUCAGCAGCUCGGAUUGGAGGCAGCAGCCGUGCAGAACGCUGUGUUGGUGUCCACAUCUCAGACCCCUACAAUGUCAACCUCCCUCUACACAUCACCUCUAUCCUCAGUGUGCCCCCGAACAUCAUCUCCAACGUCUCCUUGGCCAGACUCACCCGUGGCCUUGAGUGCCCUGCCCUACAGCCCCGGCCCAGUCUAGCCUCUGGCCCAGGCCCUGGCCCUGGCCCCGGACCCCCAGAUGAGAAGUCGGAGGCAAGUCCGGCCCCUGGUCCCCUGGCUGACUCCAGCCCAGCAGAGGUGGCCCCUACCCUGGAGGACUCCCUGUCCCAGGAGGUGCAGGAUUCCUUCUCCUUCCUAGAGGACUCAAGCAGCUCAGACCCUGAGUGGGUGGGGGUGGAGGAUGGGGAGGCGGCCAAGGCAGGAGCAGCAGGAGCAGCCUUCUCCCCUGGGGAGGACGAUCCUGGGAUGGGCUACCUGGAGGAGCUCCUGGGAGUUGGGCCUCAGGUAAAGGAGUUCUCUGUGGAACCACCCCUUGAUGAUCUGUCUCUGGAUGAGGCACAGUUUGUUCUGGCUCCCAGCUGCUGUUCCCUGGACUCUGCCAGCCCCAGGCCUGAAGCAGAGGAAGAAGGUGGGGAGGAAGUCUUCCUGAGUGCCUAUGAUGACCUAGAUCCCUUUCUGUGGCCCAAACCCUCAACCUGCGAGGGGCCAGGAAAUCUGGAGGAAGAGGCACCAGGGUGCAGAAGACAGGCUUCAGGACAGGCUGAGGGAGAGCAGGCAUGCACAGAAGUUAGGGCUGACAUAGAGACUGAACCUGGAAGUAGAUGGGAUGUUAGGGAGGAGGCUGAGGGAAGUCCAGAGACUGAGGUGGGAGAUGGAGAGGCUGGUGAGGAUGGAGGGGAGGCUGAGGGAGGCCAAGACACGAUGGUCAGUUUGAGAGAUGGGAGAGGAGAAGAAAUAGAGGCUCAGGGAGAGAAGUCUAAAAGUCAGAUGGAGGCUGAAAAUGAGGAGGCCAAGGAUGUGGAGGAACAAGGAGAGAAUGGUAAAGACAAGGAGAAGGAAAGAGAGAAUGAGAUAGAGGAAGAGACUGAAGGAGAAGAGGAAACCCAGGUAGGAGCUGGACAGGACCCAGAACAUGGGACCCAGGAACACCAAGUUGCUGAGGAGAGCUGGGAAGUUAUACACAAACAAGAGGCCGAGGGAGAUGGAGAGGAUGAGGUCAAAGUACAGAAAGGGAAUGAGGGCCAGGAGGCAAGAGAAGACCAAGGAGAUGGUGAAGACAGAAGCCCAGAAGAAGCUGGAGGAACAGCAGGAGAAGUGAGCAAGGAACGGGAGAGUGGGGAUGGGGAAGCUGAGGGAGACCAGAGAGCUGGGGGUGACCAUCUAGAAAAGUGCUCCCUCCCUGAAGGGCCAGACUUAGAGUGCCUGGAGGUUGAUAGUGCCAAAGAAAGCAAUGACCAGGCCUCUGAGGGGGAACAGGUAACCCUACAAACACCCCGGCCAGAAGAGAUGGAACCUGAGGGGCAGCCCAUUUCAGAGAGCUGCAAUUUGUGCCCCUGUACCCCUGGCUCAGCCAGUGGUGUGGGCAUGCGUCUGGCUUCUACCCUGGUUCAGGUCCAACAGGUCCGCUCGGUUCCUGUGGUGCCCCCCAAACCACAGUUUGCCAAGAUGCCCAGUGCACUGUGUAGCAAGAUCCACGUGGCACCUGCAAACCCAUGCCCAAGGCCUGGCCGGCUUGAUGGGACUCCUGGAGAAAGGUCUUGGGGGUCCCGAGCCUCCCGCUCCUCCUGGAGGAAUGGAGGUAGCCUUUCCUUUGAUGCUGCUGUGGCCUUGGCCCGGGAUCGCCAAAGGACUGAGGCUCAGGGAGUUCAGCGGACCCAGACCUGUACUGGGGUUGGGGACUACAACUUCAUUCCCAAAACCUUCCCCUGUAGCGUGACCCCGGCCCAUUCUUCUCGGCCCCUUAGCUGCCUGGAGCUCCCACCUGAAGGAACAGAAGGAUCUGGACCCCGUAGUCGGCUUAGUCUACCCCCUAGAGAACUCCAGCCCCCUGAUUCCCUUAUGCCCCUCCAGCGCCGAACGUAUGCAUUUGAAACACAUGCUAACCCUGGGAAAAAUGAGGGACUGUGAUUAGGACCAGAGCACUGGGCUAAGGGGACCAGUCAGUUGUUUUGAAUCUCCAGGGCCCUUCAUCAGCUGUCUCUUCUGCAGCCCGAGCAGCUGUAGCGCCCAACUCUAUAGGCUUUGGCUCUCCCCCUUCUCUUUUUGACUGUGGGAGGCUGCAGCCUUGGUUGGUUUACCUGAGCUUGUCUCAAACUGAAAGCACUUAUCUCUUAGGAGAUUCCGAAGAAAUCCUAUUCCUAGAGAGUGUAGUCAUUGGCCAAAGAGAACAGGGGGUAGGCAGAGAACUCAGGCAGAGGUUUCUCAAGGUGAAGAAUGGAGGGGGGGAUUUCAAUGAUGUUCCUGCCCUCCUCUGAGGCUGUGACGUCUCUUCAUGGAAAUCCAAGGUGGAAGGGAGAAGACAAGGUCAGGUCAGAGCCUGCCACACACAAACACCUAGAGUUGCCCAGCCCUGUAUGGUUACUGAAUCCUUGGAUACCUUCUGACCCUCUGAGCUUCAGAUUACCUAGGAAUAUGUCCAAGAAUCUCUAUGGAUGUCUCAAUGUGUGUUGGGGGGACUGACCCCUUUUCUGGCUCCCUCCCUCUGCCUCCAGUCACCUUAGGGAAAAGGGAACCUGUAGAGAUCUCUCUGGUCCCUCCUUUUCCCUUUGGAAUAGCUUCCUCCUAUUUCAAGGAAGGGUAAUGGGGUCACUCAGGCUCUGGGAUUGCUUUUCCAGACAGGCUGAGGCCACAGGUUCCACUCUGGUAAGAUGUGAUGUCUCAGAAUAAAAGUUGUAUUUUUACAUGUAAACAA